This is a messenger RNA of Aspergillus saccharolyticus JOP 1030-1, 2448 nucleotides long. RefSeq names its product phosphoketolase family protein. Lineage: Eukaryota; Fungi; Ascomycota; Eurotiomycetes; Eurotiales; Aspergillaceae. Bases 1 to 2448 code for a protein of 815 amino acids. The transcript has a single exon. Gene Ontology annotation, molecular function: aldehyde-lyase activity. The record is from RefSeq and is a predicted model, not a curated record. Gene Ontology annotation, biological process: carbohydrate metabolic process.
AUGCCUGCCGACGAACUGAGCAUCUCGGCCUAUGGCCCCGCCCGCUCCACCAUCAAGGGUGAACCCCUCGAUGCCGAGGAGCUCCGCAAGACGGACGCCUAUUUCCGCGCCAGCUUGUAUCUGUGUCUGGGCAUGCUGUACCUCCGCGAUAAUGUGCUGCUGAAAGAACCGCUGAAGAAGGAGCACCUCAAGGCCCGUCUGUUGGGUCACUGGGGCUCCGACGCGGGUCAGUCCUUCACCUGGAUCCACAUGAACCGGUUGAUCAAGAAGUACGAGUUGGAUGUGCUGUUCAUCUCGGGACCCGGCCACGGGGCCCCCGGCAUUCUCUCCCAGUCCUACCUCGAGGGGGUCUACUCCGAGGUCUACCCCGACAAGUCCGAGGAUGUGGUGGGCAUGCAGAAGUUCUUCAAGCAAUUCUCCUUCCCCGGGGGCAUCGGCAGCCACGCCACCCCCGAGACCCCCGGAAGUCUGCACGAGGGCGGGGAGCUGGGCUACUCCAUCUCGCACGCCUUCGGCACCGUCUUCGACCACCCCAAUCUCAUCACCCUGACCAUGGUCGGCGACGGCGAGGCCGAGACCGGCCCCUUGGCGACGAGCUGGCACAGCACCAAGUUCCUGAACCCCAUCACUGACGGCGCCGUGCUGCCCGUGCUGCACCUGAACGGCUACAAGAUCAACAACCCCACCCUCCUGGCGCGCAUCAGCCACGAGGAGCUCUCCGCCCUGUUCUACGGCUACGGCUGGACCCCCUACUUCGUCGAGGGCAGCGACCGCGAGAGCAUGCACCAGGCGAUGGCCGCCACCCUCGAGCACUGCGUGUUGGAGAUCCGCAAGUUCCAGCAGCAGGCGCGCGAGUCCGGCCAGCCCUUCCGGCCGCGCUGGCCGCUGAUCGUGCUGCGGACCCCCAAGGGGUGGAGCGCCCCGCGCCAGGUGGACGGCAAGCUCCUCGAGGGAUUCUGGCGCGCCCACCAGAUCCCCAUCACCGACGUGGGGACCAACCCCGCCCACCUGCACGUGCUGGAGGAGUGGAUGAAGAGCUACCGUCCGGACCAGCUCUUCGACGAGAACGGCACCCUCAUCCCCGAGUUGAAGGCGCUGGCCCCCCGCGGCCCCGCGCGCAUGAGCGCCAACCCGGUCGGCAACGGCGGGCUGCUGCGGCGGCCGCUGGACCUGCCGGACUUCCGCUCGUAUGCCCUCCCCGACCUCGAGCCGGGGGUCUCGGUGCGCGGCAGCAUGAUCAACAUGGCCAAGUUCCUGCGCGACGUGGUGGCGCGCAAUCCAACCAACUUCCGCGUCUUCGGGCCCGACGAGACCGAGUCCAACAAGCUGAGCGAAAUCUACCAGGCGGGCAAGAAGGUGUGGCUGGCCGACUACUUCGAGGAGGACCAGGACGGGGGCAACCUGGCGAUGCAGGGCCGCGUGAUGGAGAUGCUCAGCGAGCACACCUGCGAGGGCUGGCUGGAGGGGUACGUGCUGUCCGGCCGCCACGGGCUGCUCAACAGCUACGAGCCCUUCAUCCACAUCAUCGACUCGAUGGUCAACCAGCACUGCAAGUGGAUCGAGAAGUGCCUGGAGGUCGAGUGGCGCGCCAAGGUCGCCUCGCUGAACAUCCUGCUGACGGCGACCGUCUGGCGCCAGGACCACAACGGCUUCACCCACCAGGACCCGGGCUUCUUGGAUGUGGUCGCCAACAAGAGCCCCGAGGUGGUGCGCAUUUACCUGCCCCCGGACGGCAACACACUGCUCUCCGUCACCGACCACUGCCUGCGCAGCGCCAACUACGUCAACGUCAUCGUCGCCGACAAGCAGGACCACCUCCAGUUCCUCAACAUGGAGGAGGCGGUCGCCCACUGCACCAAGGGGCUGGGGAUCUGGGACUGGGCCAGCAACGACCAGGGCCACGAGCCCGACGUGGUGAUGGCCUGCUGCGGCGACGUCCCCACCCACGAGGCCCUCGCCGCGACCGCGCUGCUGCGCGAGCACCUCCCCCAGCUCAAGGUGCGGUUUGUGAAUGUCGUCGACCUCUUCCGCUUGAUCUCCAAGAUCCACCACCCGCACGGCAUGUCCGACCGCAUGUGGAAGUCCAUCUUCACCGAGGACAAGCCCAUCAUCUUCAACUUCCACUCCUACCCCUGGCUCAUCCACCGGCUGACCUACAAGCGGCCCGGCCAGCACAACAUCCGCGUGCGCGGCUACCGCGAGAAGGGCAACAUCGACACCCCGUUCGAGCUGGCGGUGCGCAACAACACCGACCGGUACAGUCUGGCGAUCGAUGCGAUCGACCACGCCCCGGCCUUGGGGAACACGGCGGCCGGCGUGCGCGAGAAGCUGUUGAAUAUGCAGUUGAUCGCCAAGCAGACGGCCUUCGACGAGGGGGUGGAUCCGGAUUACAUUCGGAAUUGGACGUGGCAAUGGCCGCGGGAGAAGAAGACGGAGGAGGGGGUCUAG